This is a messenger RNA of Penicillium canariense, 2334 nucleotides long. Its product is annotated as Rab GTPase-binding exocyst subunit SEC15. Gene Ontology annotation, cellular component: exocyst; membrane. Bases 1 to 2334 code for a protein of 777 amino acids. Gene Ontology annotation, biological process: Golgi to plasma membrane transport; exocytosis; intracellular protein transport. NCBI's taxonomy places the organism in Eukaryota, Fungi, Ascomycota, Eurotiomycetes, Eurotiales, Aspergillaceae. The transcript has 9 exons. The record is from RefSeq and is a predicted model, not a curated record.
AUGUCCGCGGGCCUCUCCAGGGUUGAAUUGCGCACCAUCAUGCCGGCCAUGCCGUCCCCGCCAGAGCCUCAUGUGCUAAACCAAAUCAUCAUCUCCCCCUCGGAUACCGAUUACCUCGACCAGCUGAUUCCUUCGAUUCGUGAAUAUAGCGUCGGCAACCGAACCCCUCAGCUGCUACAAUCUCUGUCGCGAUUUGCAAGCGAUAAAGAGGCGGAAAUUGAAAGCAUCUGCAAUACCAACCACCAAGAAUUCGUAUCGUCGGUCAACUCCCUGCUGCGGAUUCGCGAAGGCACCGUUAGCCUUACUGCGGAGAUUCUCGACCUGAACCAGUCAAUACAAACGAGUACAGAGCGCUUGGCGGAACAGAAGAAGGCGCUGGUGGAGUCGAGGGGUCACAGACAGAAUAUCGAUGAAACGUCCCGAGCGAUCCAGGACUGUUUGGAGGUGCUGCGAUUGGCGAACCAGGUCCAUGACUUGUUAGCUAAGAAGAACCACUAUGCAGCCCUACGAGCGUUGGAGGAGCUACAAAAUGUACAUCUGAAAGGAGUGACCCAGUACAAGAUUGCGGAGAUGAUUCAGCGAUCGGUGCCAGCCACACAACGUGCCAUCGCAGAGGCUGUCAUGUCCGAUCUGAACACCUGGCUGUACCGCAUCCGUGAAAUGUCCCCGUUUCUGGGCGAGCUGGCCCUCUUUCACACGGACCAGCGCAAGUCAAGGCUCAAGCAGCGAGCGGAGAAGACUCCGUACCUGGAGAACUUCAACCUCAACUCUGCGAUUGAACUCGUGGCGGAUGAGGACGAGGAGUACGAUCUGCUGCAGAACGAGGAUCUCCAGGUCCCAUUUGCACCACUGUUCGAGUGCCUCCACAUCCAUCAAUCGUUGGGGCAAAUGGAUAAGUUCAGGAUCGAGUACGCCAACACACGUCGCCGGCAAAAAGACCUCUUGCUUCCUGCCUCCGUCACCCUCGUUGAUGAGGACGGUGCUAGCCUUCACAAUAUGCUUGAAGAAAUGGCUGGAUUCGCGAUUGUUGAGCGGGCGACAAUGAAGCGUGUGCCAGACCUGAGAUCAUCCGUUGAGAUUGACGAACUGUGGGACUCGUCAUGUCAGGCCGCGGUUGGUGUGAUUGCCAAGGCACUGCACGAAGUAGACAACGCGGAAAGUAUUCUUAAGACGAAGAAUCUGAUUGCCCUGUUCAUGCAGACCAUGAAUACGUGGGGCUUUUCAGUCAGAGUGUUCGAUGACUUCCUGUUGAAGCUAUUUGAGAAAUACGCAGAGCUUCUUAAACGGCGGUUUAGUGAUGACUUCCAAGAGAUUGUAUCUACCGAUGACUAUAUGCCCAUGCCAAUCCAGACCUUGGAGGAGUAUGACAAGGUGCUCAAUGUGAGCUGGUACAGUCCGGAUAAGUCACGUGAUGAACAAGUUUUCCCUUGCAUCCUACCAUUCUCCAGGAUGUAUCCAUUAUGCUGCAUCGACAUUCGGAAUUUCUUGAACCAGUUCUACUUCUUUGCAAAUGACGACUUUUCCCAUCCAAAUGUGAUUGAUGAGACUUUAAAGGAUGCACUGGAUGACCUUCUUUCCCGGAAGGUAUGCGAUACUCUAGUAGAGCGACUCUCUUCACAAUAUCUCGGGCAGAUUGUCCAGAUUCUGAUCAAUCUGGAACACUUCGAACUGGCAUGCCGUGAGCUGGAACUACUCCUGGCCGCUGCGAGAUCACAAAACUCCACCGGCACCUCAAUCGCGCUAAGGGCCACCGAGAAGUUUAGAAGCAAUAAAAAGGCAGCUGAGAAGCGGAUCUUCGAGGUUGUCAACUCCAAGAUCGACGAUCUCAUUGAAACAGCCGAAUACGAAUGGAUGGCGCCCACCCCUCCUAGCGAGCCCAGCAACUAUAUGCAGACUUUGACUCGGUUCCUGUCCAAUAUCAUGAACUCCACCCUACUCGGGCUGCCGACUGAAAUCAAGGAGCUCAUCUACUUUGACGCACUCAGUCAUGCUGCAAACAUGAUUUUGGCUCAACCCCUUGCCCCAGAAGUGAGAGCCAUCAACCCGAAUGGUGUUAUGGCACUGGCCAAAGAUGUGGAAUACCUUGCGCAAUUUGUGGAUAGUCUGAACGUCCCGAUUCUGCGCGAGAACCUCGAUGAGCUGCAGCAAACGGUGCAGCUCAUGCAAGCAGACAAUGCGGAUGAAUUCUACGAUAUCUCGACUAGGAAUAAGAAAUACGGGCGUGUCGACGCCAUGCAGGGACCUGUCCUACUUGAAAAGUUAACUCGAACGGUGCAAGCGCCCGCCAAGGUGGAUAAAUUUGCGAACCUGUCCUCACGAUUUAAAAAGUCUUGA